Messenger RNA from Fundulus heteroclitus (mummichog), 2419 nucleotides. Its product is annotated as gap junction Cx32.2 protein. The record is from RefSeq and is a predicted model, not a curated record. Gene Ontology annotation, biological process: cell communication. NCBI's taxonomy places the organism in Eukaryota, Metazoa, Chordata, Actinopteri, Cyprinodontiformes, Fundulidae. Bases 133 to 906 code for a protein of 257 amino acids. The transcript has 3 exons. Gene Ontology annotation, cellular component: connexin complex.
GGGCAAUAGCAUCUAAUCUAAAGUUCAAGGUGUCGUCCGCCAGUUUGCUCGUAGCAGUGGACUCUGUCAUUCGGCUUCUGCACCGCUGAUCGCUCAGUUUCUCUCAAAGAACCCCUUUUUUUAUUUAAAGCCAUGGGGGACUGGGGAUUUCUGUCCUCUCUGCUGAAUAAGGUCCAGUCCCACUCCACCGUGGUGGGAAAAGUCUGGCUCAGCGUGCUUUUCAUCUUCAGGAUCAUGGUGCUUGGAGCGGGAGUGGAGAAGGUUUGGGGGGAUGAACUGUCCAAAGUGGUUUGUAACACCAGGCAGCCCGGUUGUAAGAACGUCUGUUACGACCACGCCUUCCCCAUCUCUCACAUCCGGUUCUGGGUUCUCCAGAUCAUCUUUGUCUCCACGCCAACCCUGAUCUACCUCGGUCACGUCAUCCAUGUCAUCCACAAAGAGAAAAAGAUGAGAGAAUAUAUGCAAACCCACCAAAGCCAGGGGAUCGUCAAAACCCCCAAGUACUCUGAUGAAAAGGGCAAAAUCCAGAUAAAGGGCAACCUGCUGGGACACUACAUGACCUCCAUCUUUGUGAGGAUCAUCUUUGAGAUAGGCUUCAUCGUGGGGCAGUAUUACCUGUACGGGUUCGUCAUGAACCCUCAGAUCGUCUGCAGCCGGGACCCGUGCCCCUUCACCGUGGAGUGCUUCAUGUCACGGCCCACGGAGAAAACCAUCUUCAUCAUCUUCAUGCUGGUCAUAUCCUGCGUCUCCGUGUUGCUCAACGUGCUGGAGGUCUUCUACCUGGCGUGCUCCAAGUCGUCCAGGCGGAAGUCCAAGACGGUGCCGACGACGGCCAUCGCCGUCCAUCCCCGUUUCACGACCGACACCAUGAUGAAGAAUCAGAAGCUGGGCCUCCAUGACGCCUGAGGGACGAUAACUCAGCAGAUCCACGGAGGAACGUCUGCAGUCACACUGGCUUGUUUAUAAGAUUACAGUUACAGAAUACAGUGCUGUUAUUUAUAGGGCCUUAAAUAUCUACACAUAUGCAAAUUAGGAGUUCUAUAUUAUUCAUAUUUAAUAAAGAACAAAAAUAACAAAUAUCCAUCAGGCUAGACGUCACUGAGAUGAGGUUAUUUGUAUGAGGCACAAAUGCAUUUUUAGGAGGUUUUAUUUGGUGUUUGCUUUGUAUUUUGUGUAUAUAUGUAGCAGGACCCGCUGCUGGUACCUGAACCCCAAAGGGACCUGACUCUGGUCCAGUCCAUGCUGGCUCAAAGCUCUUUUGUUGUGUCGUUCUAAAGAGCGCUCUAGCAUAAUCAGCGCUUUGCCUGUAAGCGAAACCUUUUGUUGUUUAAAUAUAUCCGUUUGCUCUGCAACACCUGUGUUUAUAUCUGAUCAUGUUUUAUUUUUAUCGCCUGUUUUUCCCUUCCUUUACAUCAUAAAAAAAAUCAUGCUGAACAAAAGGUAUAAUUUUUGUACAGGAUUUUUUAAAAUAAAAGACAGUUUUCUGGAAUGCUGAUUGACCUCCUUACUGUGUUUCAGCAAGAGUUAUUUUACUUUUCAGUUUUUCCAAAUGUCUUGUGGAAAGUUCAAAACAAAUAUUUAAAAUGUGCAAUUUGUCUUGAUGUUUUUGGUUUUCUUUGGUCUUUGAAUAUUCGGUUGUUCCUUGUUUUUUUAUGCUCAUUUUAACUCUCGCCAGAAUAGUUUGUUUAGUUUCUUAGUUUAUUCCAGUGUAUUCAUAUUUGCACAUCUCUCUUAAGUGUUUCCUUGUGUUUUAGUUCAGCUCAUGUUUGUCUGAGUUCUCCCUGCUUACCUUCUCGUUCAGCGGCUCCAACUCACCAGUCCCCGCACGAUAAAUAACUUACAAAAGCAAGCAACAAAGACAAAACAAUAAAGUAAAUAUUAACCUACAAAUACAUUUAGUAAAUAAUACAAAAGUAGAAAGUGACCCCUGAACAAAAAAAUGAUACAUAAAUAUGUCCAACAAAUCAUAUUCAAACCUUUUUUGCCCAGGACUGUCCGAAAUGUUCAUUCUCCCCAUGAUGUUGUUAAUUGGGACGUAUUGACUCACUGCUGCUGAAAAAAAUUCUACCUUCAUCUUCAGCUCUUUAAGGUUUUAGGUAAAAACUGACCCUAUGUUUAGAACUAUUCAUUAUUUCAUCUAUCUUGUCAACAUUACUAUAAAAAAGAACUGGACAUAAAAUGAGCCCAAAACCGCAUUAAAGCUUUAAAAGGCUCUAUCAUGUGACCCUUGAUAUACCCCACCCCUGCUGCCUGCACUUCCCUCCAUGCCAGUCCGUCUUUGUAUCUGGUCUCUAGUAUUUCUGAUCCUCUUGUGCUUUUUACUCUGUCUUUCCUGGGUGGAUUGAAUACUUCUGCUUUUCUUGACUAAAAUCAUGUGAUCUGACCUUGACUUGUGAAUAAAAACUUAAAAUUAAAAAUU